Messenger RNA from Biomphalaria glabrata, 3593 nucleotides. RefSeq names its product DNA mismatch repair protein Msh3-like. The transcript has 22 exons. Gene Ontology annotation, molecular function: mismatched DNA binding; ATP-dependent DNA damage sensor activity; ATP binding. The coding region runs from base 413 to 3499 and encodes 1028 amino acids. The record is from RefSeq and is a predicted model, not a curated record. Gene Ontology annotation, cellular component: nucleus. Lineage: Eukaryota; Metazoa; Mollusca; Gastropoda; Planorbidae. Gene Ontology annotation, biological process: mismatch repair; mitotic recombination.
UUACAUCCACAGCGAUCCGAAGGCAGUGAAGCUAGAGAGUCUAGAACUAGAUUCUAGAUCUAUAGAAUAGAUCUAGAUAUAAGUCACAUCGGACAGUAAACCUAGUCCUAGAUCGCUAGAUAGAUCUAACUUGCCUUAGUCUAAGGCUAAGUGAUACUAAUGAUAGAUCUAGACCUAGUGCUUAUGAGCCUUAUGUUGGUCAAAACAUUGAAAUGAAUGGUGAUUCAGAUUGAAUUUUUGAAUAACAAAAAUAGCUGACCCAUACUCAGAUACUCAUACUCAUGGCCACUCAUGGUCAUGAUACUGAUAUUCAGUGAUAUGAAUUAUGAUUCAUUCAUUACACGGUUAAUGAAAUUUAAUCGUCACUUAAUGAUAUCUAGAUCUAGAUAGAAAAACAUCUGGAUCUAUCUAGAUGCUGCGAAAAGAAACUGAUAAAACUAGACUUAGGUCUAUGUCUAAGUCAGUAAUUAAGUCUAAGUUCUUUUCUGAAUCUACCGCCAAUGCCAAUGAAUUAAAGAAACAUAAAAGGAAAAACAUCACAAAUGAGUCAAAUGACCAUGUUCUACAGAAAAAUCACAGCGUCUUAGAUCUUCCUAUUGAGGUCAAUCGGCAGAAAACUAAAAUUGAUGAUUCAGAACCAGAUGAGUUCAGUGAUGAUGAUCCAGCCAUUAAGAAAUUCUGUUUCGAUCGACAUGGGGAAUCAAGCAAAGAUCCCUGCACAUCAGGUUCUAUGCGGAAGCAUGCGAAGAUUGAGUUGGAUUCUACAACACCAAAUACUUCAACAUUAGACUCUAGUGAACAACUAAGUUUUAGGCGAAAUGUUUCAGAUAUUGAUAGAAGAAAAGGCAGCUCUUCAUUGGUGAAGUACACUCCUUUGGAGUUACAGUUCUUGGAAAUCAAGAACCAGUACUCUGAUGCUAUUUUGUUUGUAGAAUGUGGCUACAAAUAUAGAUUUUUUGGUGAGGAUGCUGAGAUAGCCUCUAAAGUUUUGAAGAUCAUGUGUAACCCUGAUCACAAUAUGAUGACUGCAAGUAUCCCUGUCCACCGGCUACCAAUCCACAUUCACCGGAUGGUAUCAGCUGGCUAUAAGGUGGGUGUUGUGAAACAAAUUGAAACUCAAUAUCUCAAGGCAGCAGGAGAUAAUAAAGGUGGUCCAUUCUCUCGCAAACUAGCUUCAUUGUACACAAAAUCAACUUUGGUUGGUCAAGAUGUGACUUGUUUGAAUGAAGCUGGUGCCAACAGCAGCUCUCUACCAAACCAGUAUCUGAUGUGUGUAUGUGAACAGAACCUCAAGCAGCAAGAGAAACAAAUUGGGCUUGUUUGUGUUGAUCCAAGCACUGGGGAUGUGAUUUAUGAUGAAUUUUUCGAUGGGAAUUUGUACAAGGAACUUGAGACUCGCAUUAGUCAUCUUCAGCCAGCGGAAAUUUUAUUAUCUUCUGACUCUUCUGAGGGGAUUAGAAAUUUUAUUGUAAAAGUGGUAGAAACAAGUUCUACAGCUGAGGACAAGGUUAGAGUUGAGUUUGUGAGUCAAGAGGUAGUCUCCCCUUCUAAAGUAUAUGACAUCAUUAAUGAAUUUUACAGACAAGAUCAAAACUGUCUUCAAAGUGUCUUGAAUCUCUCUAAGCCUGUAAUUACCUGCCUGGCAACAUUGUGUGUUUACCUUAAAGAUUUUCAUUUGGACAGAAUUCUGAGAGUAACUAGUAACUUCCAUCAGUUUUCCCAGCGUGCCCACUACUUGCAUCUAAACAGUCAGUCAGUGAAAAACUUGGAACUUCUACAGAACACAUGGGAUGGGACUGAGAAAGGAUCUUUGUUUUGGCUGCUGAACCAGACAUCUACUGCUUUUGGUGCCAGGCUGCUUAGAAAAUGGAUAUUGCAACCACUGCUAGAUGUCAAAAAAAUUCAAGAACGUCUUGAUGCAAUUGAAGAAAUAGUCGGAGGUUCCCUUGAACUAUUUUGCAAGGUGAAAGAAGUUUUUAAAAAAGUACCUGACCUUGAGAAAGGCUUAAACUCUGUGUUUCAACAAAGGUGCUCUCCUCAGGAGUUUUUUUCCCUCUUGCAAUCUUUUGAAAAAAUCAGAGACGUAACUUUAGACCUGGAGAAAUGUGUGGUGUCAUCGCUUCUACAUUCAACCCUCUCUACGAUUUACACUACUUUACACGAUGUGAAGACGUAUAAGAACAAUAUUAACCAGCUUGCAGUAAGAGAUAAUGAUAUCACCAGUCUUUUUCUUAACACUGAGCAGUAUCCAUUGAUCCAUGAGUGUAAAAAGAAAAUUUCUGACAUCUGCCUUUGCCUAAAUGAUCAUCUGGCUGAUGUCAGAGGCAUAUUAAAACUACCUGCUCUGCAAUAUGCUACAGUAUUUAAACUAGAGUAUCUUAUAGAAGUCAAACAAAGUCACAUAAAGUCUGUACCCACUGAUUGGAUUUUUAUCAAUAGCACUAACGCUGUGUCCAGAUUUCAUACACCUUUCAUCGCAGAGAAAUAUUGUAGGUUGAAAGAGCUUAAGGAGGAGCUUGUCAUUCACACUAAUGUAGCAUGGCAGGAAUUGUUACAGCAGUUUUCUUCCCAUUACAUUCGAUACAAGCAAGCAGUCUCUGAACUGGCCACUCUUGAUUGUUUGCUGUCUCUAGCAAAUGUGGCAUCACAAGAUUCUUUUUGCAAGCCUAAAUUAGUUGAUGGACCAGCUCACAUUGAUAUUAUUGAUGGUCGACAUCCCAUCAUUGAUACUUUAAAACAAGGUCAGAACCAGUAUGUCCCAAACAGCACCCAUCUACACAGUUCUGGUCUUCGUGUUCAAGUGUUAUCAGGACCCAAUAUGGGAGGUAAGAGUUCUUACCUGAGACAGGUGGCACUUAUUGUUAUAAUGGCUCAGAUGGGUUCCUAUGUACCUGCUGCUUCUGUUUCUAUUGGCAUAGUGGAUUCCAUAUUUAUCAGUAUGGGCUCAGCAGAUAAACUCUACAGUUGUCAGAGCACUUUCAUGGUGGAGCUGCUGGAGGUAUCUGAUGUAUUGGCUCAAGUAACUGACAGGUCCCUGGUCAUCUUAGAUGAGCUGGGUCGGGGCACUAGCACUCAUGAUGGUGUGGCAAUUGCUUAUGCAACUCUAGAACAUUUAAUCAAAGAUCACAAAUGUUUACUGGUGUUUGUGACCCAUUUCCCAAUGCUGUUCAAACUUUGUGAGCUGUACCCACAGUCUGUGAUUAACAGCUACAUGGCUGUACAGUACAAUGAAGACAAUGCAGAUUCAGAUGCGGCCAUAACAUUUCUUUAUGAACUAACAGAAGGUAGUGCUGCCAAAAGUUAUGGUCUCAAUGUUGCCAGAUUGGCCUCUAUACCAGACUGUAUUCUUAAUUUGGCUCAUCGUAAAGCUCAAGAACUAGAAAAUCAAAUGUCAUCGAAAGUCCAGUUUGGUCAGUUGUUUGGAGCUGAGGCUAGAAACUUAAAGUCUCUCUUGGAAGACCAACACAAAGGAAAUACCUCACAUUCUAUCUUUAAAUGACAGAAUUGAUUCCUUCAUUUUAGUGCUGCCAGAAUUAGUUCAUUUCUCCUUUUCCCUACUGUUUAUAAUAUAAAUUGCAUGUUAUUUAAAUGUA